GGCCUCGGGUGUCCCGCCCUACGCAGUGACCGGGGACCCCACCGCCUCGCGGCCUCUGCAGCCCGGGCCCCUCCCCUCCCCCCCGGGGUCCCGCCCGGCAGCGGCAGCAGGACUCGAGCCGGCGGCGCGAGGCCGGGGCCGCGGAGGCGUAACGGGAGGGCGCGUUCGGCGCCCACGGGCGCCCUUUGUCCUCCCUGGUCCGGGAGGCGGGGGAGGCGGCGCCUGGCAGGCUCCGGGAGGGGGGGCAGCCCGCGCGGGCGCAGCCGUUAAAGUUUAGCCGGGCCGGGCCCGCCCCCUGCCCGCCCUCCGCGCUCGGCUCGGGACAGUCGCUGGAGGGUCCCGCCGGGAGCCAGGAGCGCCGCCCGGAGAGCGCGAUUUAGAGAAAGGGUUCCAACAGUUUUUCAGGAAGGGAAUUUUUCCUCCAAGAACUACUUAAGUGGCAUCCCUAAAUUCUGGGCCGAGGCUUCCGCCGCUCCGGGAGGACGAUGGCCCUGCUCCUCCGGGCCUCCAAGAGGUGGGGCCUGCCUCCUCCGGCCAGGCUGGUGGGGCUCGCCCGCCGGGCCACCUCGAGUGACGGGAAGAGAGACUCAUACAGCUACGUGAUCGUGGGGGCCGGCUCCGCCGGCUGCGUCCUGAGCCACCGGCUCUCGGAGGACCCCGGCCACUCGGUGCUGGUCCUGGAGGCCGGGCCCAGAGACGUGUGGCUGGGCAGCAAGCGGCUCCUGUGGAAGAUCCACAUGCCCGCGGCCCUGGUCUCGAACCUCUGCGACGACAAGUACAACUGGUACUACCACACGACCCCCCAGAAGGGCCUGAACCAGCGUGUGCUGUACUGGCCCCGGGGCCGUGUCUGGGGGGGCUCGUCCUCCCUCAACGCCAUGGUCUACAUCCGCGGGCACGCAGAGGACUACAACCGCUGGCAGCGCGAGGGGGCCGAGGGCUGGGACUACGAGCACUGCCUGCCCUACUUCCGCCGGGCCCAGAACCACGAGCUGGGCCCCGAUCGGUACCGGGGCGGGGAGGGCCCCCUGCGGGUGUCCCGGGGCAAGAGCGACCACCCCCUGCACCACGCCUUUCUGGAGGCCACCCAGCAGGCUGGCUACCCCUUCACCGAGGACAUGAACGGUUUCCAGCAGGAAGGCUUUGGCUGGAUGGACAUGACCAUCUACAAAGGCCAGCGGUGGAGUGCGGCCAGUGCUUACCUCCGGCCCGCCCUGUCUCGACCCAAUUUGACAGCAGAAUCCAGAACCUUUGUGACCAAAAUUCUGUUUGAUAGGACGCGAGCUAUUGGUGUGGAGUACGUGAAGAAUGGCCUGAAGAAAAAGGUUUAUGCGAGCAAAGAGGUGAUUCUGAGCGGAGGAGCCAUCAAUUCUCCCCAGCUGCUCAUGUUGUCUGGAAUUGGGAAUGCCGACGACCUCAGAAAGCUCGGGAUCCCUGUUCUUUGUAACCUUCCCGGUGUGGGCCAGAACCUGCAGGACCAUCUGGAAUUGUACGUCCAGCAGGAGUGCACUCAGCCCAUCACUCUGUACUCGGCCCAGAAGCCCCUUCGGAAAAUGUGCAUCGGGCUGGAGUGGCUCUGGAAGUUUUCAGGGGAGGGAGCCACUGCCCACCUUGAAACUGGCGGCUUCAUCCGGAGCCGUCCUGGGGUUCCCCACCCUGAUAUUCAGUUCCACUUCUUGCCUUCCCAAGUGAUCGACCAUGGGCGAGUCCCGACCCAGCAGGAAGCUUACCAGGUGCAUGUUGGGACCAUGCGGAGCCUGAGCAAGGGCUGGCUGAAGCUGAAAAGUACCCACCCCAUGGAGCACCCGAUCAUUGAGCCCAACUACAUGUCAGCAGGAGCAGAUGUGGAGGAGUUCCGGCUCUCGGUGAAGUUAACCAGGGAGAUCUUUGCCCAGAAAGCUCUGGGGCCGUAUCGGGGCCGCGAGCUCCAACCCGGCAUCCUCGUGCAGUCCGACGAGGACAUCGAUGCCUUCGUCAGGGCCAAGGCCGACAGCGCCUACCACCCCUCCUGCACGUGCAAGAUGGGCUGGCCCUCGGACCCUACGGCGGUGGUGGAUCCCCAGACCAGAGUCAUCGGCGUGGAGAACCUGAGGGUGGUGGACGCCUCCAUAAUGCCCAGCGUGGUCAGCGGCAACCUCAACGCCCCCACCAUCAUGAUAGCAGAGAAGGCCUCGGACAUCAUCCGGGGGCUCCCGGCGCUCUGUGACAAGGGGGUUCCCGUCUACCAGCCCGCGACCUUGGAGACCCAGCGAUAAGCCCUCACGCGGCCCGGGCAGGGGGGCCCGAAGAGGCCGAGCUUGGAGAAAGUGGCCCACCCGUAGCCGACGCGACUCACUUCCCAGAGCCGGAUUCUAGGACGAUUUUGGACGCGGCCAGACCCGUUCUCCAGAGCAGACUGAGGGAAGCCCGGGGCUCGCCUGCAAACGGACGAUGUUUUCUCGGGCCUUUUCUGGCCAUCUCUUUUCUAAAGGAAAUCUCAUUUCACAAGAAUGACUGGAAGCAGACCCCAAGGCAGGAACCAAGACAGCGCGCAGCUUGAGGUCUGCCGGGGACAGGCUCCCCUGGGAGAAUCGCUUGCCAAUGGAAACUUCCUAAAGUUUCUGCCAGCUCAGAGCCUGUCUGGGGGGCAAGACAACGGGGAUGGAUGUUCUGGGUCCCCCGGCAGGGGCUCCUCUAGCUCUUGCUCACCUUGGUUCUGCCAGCGAGGAGCCGGCUUAGUCUCCGGGCUGAGGGGAUUGCGGGUGGCAUCUUCAUCCCCGGCCCCGGCCCCUCGUCUGGCAGCCGUGAGGUCCCGGAGCACGGAGCAGGACCUCCCUGUGAGUGGGACCCAACGUGUGUCAGUGCAUGUCAAAGACGCUUCACGCGGAUCGAAUGCUCCUAUGGAAGUGAUGGCCCAAAGAUGGAGAUCCCUGACCUGAGGGGACCAAGCUUCUCACUCUCAGCUUGUCCGGCAGCCUUGAAGACCCGGCUCUUACCUUUCCCUGUGGUCUUGAGCAAUUUUUUUUCUCUGAGCCUGUUUUUUCAUCUGCCAAAGCGGGGGGGCAACUUGCUCUCCAUCCCCCACCCAGGCAGAUUUGGGGGGGGAGGUACAAGGCACGGGGGGUGUUUGAGGACCAAACGAGACAAAGAGAUGCCCUCUAACCACCCCAGUAUUCCUUCUCGUGCUAGCCUCGCCUAGUGUUUGAGGGGUGGGAAACGGCCCAUGCAUCUUCACAUUCAGGAACUCCCACCCAGCCUUGGGAGCCGUAUACACACACACACAAAGCCCACCCAAACCCCAGAACAUCCAGCCUCGCCUUGAAGAGCCCCCAGUACCCCAUGGCCAACCCCUUCCGGCUCUGGGAGGUUUUAUCUUACACCGAGCUGAGCCUUCAACUCAUCCAUGAAGUUGGUUUGCUCUUUGUCAGGUGUAGGUUGGAGUGGGUGACCCCGAGGGCUCCUUCCCUCUCUGAGAUGCUAUGACUCCGGAGCCUGGGCACCCUCUGGCCACGCCGGAGACAGUCUGGGGGUACCCGGCUCCAUAGGGAAGACCAGGCAAUCCCAGGCUUUGAACUCCAGCAGGUCUUUGUCAGGAGCUGCUUAAGCAUCGGUGGGAAGGGAGGAAUUCUCUUGCAUCCUUCAGCCGAGCUUUCUGGGAUGGCUCGUCUAGACCCUCGAGUUCCAUAGAACCUGCCCCAGGUGCCACAGAACCGGAUGUCCGGACACUUCCCUCCCCUGUCGGGUUAGGAUGGGAAUAUCGGCCCAGGCUAUUGCAGCAGAACAAGGAGCUGCUCGCCAUCAGUGAGGGAUCCAUCUGGGAAUCUCUUAGAAUCCACAUGAUAUCACCAUAGCAUAUCAUGGGCUCUUAACAUGUGAACAGAUAAAACUGAAAAUCAAAUCAAAUGAAUAAAAUAGGAAUUGAUAUAGAUUCGAGUGUAUUUUUUAAUUAAAAUAAAACAGUCCUGAUGAAAUUUUUAAACCAACAAAUUUAACGAUGUAAUUCUUAAUUUUGUGGUCAAAACUAGUCUUAAUACCAGGUAAUAGGAAAUAACUUGAUUUUACUUACUAGAAAGUGGCCAAUCUGCUUAUGCUUAAGAAAGGUACCAUUACUAGAGAAGAGAAGAGCACUGGAUGAGAGCUGGAGAAGAAAACUUGAGAAAUCGGGUCUUUUAGAAUAAAAUAUAGAUGCUAAAUGGGUAGAGGGCAAGAGUUCACCAAGUUGGGCUUCAGUUUGAGAGAGAAUAUAGAUAACUGGGGAAAAGUCUGAUCUCUUACCUAACCAAAAUGCUUUUUGAUAACCUGAUCAUUUAAUCUAAUGUCAGAAAAUGUAAUUUAGGGGGAAGGAGGGCUUUGUUCUGGGUCAGCUUGGCAGUAAUCCCUGCUUAGUAUGUUCCUGGCACAUCAUAGGCACUUAUUGGCAGAGUGACGGCUCCUCAUUCACGUCCUUUGGGCCAUGAAGAUGCUGCUCCUCUGGCUAUGACAAAGUUUACAAAAGUUGGGACUUAAAUCCCUCACCAAUCACCACAGUUCUCAAGCUUUUUUGUUUUUUUGUUUGUUUUUUUCCUGGAUAGGAACUGGAACUAUGUCUUGCUUUAAACAAUGAGCAUAAUAAAAAAUGAUCGAUGCA
Molecule: messenger RNA, 4606 nt
Organism: Sarcophilus harrisii (Tasmanian devil)
Lineage: Eukaryota; Metazoa; Chordata; Mammalia; Dasyuromorphia; Dasyuridae
Gene: CHDH
Product: choline dehydrogenase
Exons: 9
Coding region: 486-2255 (589 amino acids)
Cellular component (GO): mitochondrial inner membrane
Molecular function (GO): flavin adenine dinucleotide binding; choline dehydrogenase activity
Source: RefSeq, a predicted model, not a curated record